AUGAACAUUCAAUGUUUUAUUCUCUUAUACUCUCUGUUCAUUCUGUCGUCUGGGGUAUUGGGGAUUGGCGUAGAGAAGCUCGUCUCAAGAACAGAUGACCGUGCCUUGAAGCGCUUCUUGCAGGGGAAAGGAAAGGGGCGAGGAAGCCGCUCAAGUAGCGGCGAGAAGAAACGCACCAGCUCCAAAUCUACAAAAAGCAAAAUGCAGAAAAGCUUGAGGUCAAAACAAUCAUCUUCGCCCACCUCUUCUGCCUACCCAACACCAUCUCCUACCCCUCCACCAACGGUAUUACCUACUCAUGCAUUUGUGGCGAUAACAGCAUCGACGAAAAGCAAAAAGGCGGGAAAAAGCCGAAGUGGCAAAAGCAGAUCAAGCUCAAGUAAGGCAGGAAGCAUGCAAAUUCAGUAUGAUGCAACCGUCGAGUUCCUCAAAAGCUCGAGUCUCAUUCCUUCAGCCUUGGAAUUGGACAAUCUAAUGAUGGCUGCCUUUCAACUACCUGCUGUGCAAACUCUUCUACUUCUCCUUGGAAAUUUACCCGAACAGAAUCCCUUUUCGUCAACAGGAAAAGUCGCCUACUCGCGUUUGCCAAGAGUCGGUGAGGGCCAAAUAGCAUUGGCAACAGGGCAAGGUCUUUCUGUAGUCGGAAUCGCUGCUCUCGUGACAACCGUUGCUCUUGUAUGUGCUAUUGGUGGCGCAUGCACUGUUCAGAAGUGCAGCGAAUCGGCACUUCUACAAAGGUAUAAGCUAACUGCGUUGGACGACAGGAUACAUGGAGUUCACACAAUGGAAGUGAUUGAUUCCACAUCUGAUUGCUCAUCGUCAAUCGGAGGGCCGUCCAUAAAUCCUCUCGGUGGUAUAGAAUGCGAUGAUGAUAUGACGAUAGAGUUUGGUCCUAACGAAGAAACACGUGGUGGAUAUGACCCCCUCUUCCAGGCUCCCUUUAGGAUUUCGCAAGGAGAUCUGAUACGAUGA
This is a messenger RNA of Phaeodactylum tricornutum CCAP 1055/1, 972 nucleotides long. RefSeq lists its product with no specific name. Lineage: Eukaryota; Bacillariophyta; Bacillariophyceae; Surirellales; Neidiaceae. The coding region runs from base 1 to 972 and encodes 323 amino acids. The record is from RefSeq and is a predicted model, not a curated record. The transcript has 2 exons.